Molecule: messenger RNA, 261 nt
Organism: Cadophora gregata
Lineage: Eukaryota; Fungi; Ascomycota; Leotiomycetes; Helotiales; Ploettnerulaceae
Exons: 1
Coding region: 1-261 (86 amino acids)
Source: RefSeq, a predicted model, not a curated record
AUGUCUUGCACAACAACAUCCAAGUUCCUCAGCGAGAAAGACUACUCCAGCCUCGCCAGCGAAACACCAAGAUCCUCCUUCGACACCAACCGCUCUGCCGGGUCAGCAACGAAGGAUUCUUUGAUCCGACGCAUCGGGAGGGGCAUCAAGAAACAUGCGAAGGAACAUCACGAGAGUGUGAAUGGAGCAUUCUAUGCCUACUAUGGCAUGCCAAUCCAAGGACAACGACCAGCUGCUGAGGUCGCCAAGCAAUCGAAUUAG